Frankliniella occidentalis (western flower thrips) is the source of this 1191-nucleotide messenger RNA. RefSeq lists its product as uncharacterized. The record is from RefSeq and is a predicted model, not a curated record. The coding region runs from base 97 to 672 and encodes 191 amino acids. The transcript has 4 exons. Lineage: Eukaryota; Metazoa; Arthropoda; Insecta; Thysanoptera; Thripidae.
CCUCGCCCAACAAGGGUACCGAGUGCACGACUAGCGUUGUGGCACAGAGGUGUCGCGUGAAAACAGACCGUGUCAGUCACCAUUACUUGCCACGCAAUGGUGGGUCUUCGAGUGACGGCGUUCGUACUCAUCCUGGCGGCGGCGUUCAGCGUUGAGGCUCGCCGUUCAGAAAGUGCUAUAAAAUGGGUGCUCUAUCAUGGAUCAGAAUCCCCUCCGGACAACGCCAUUGUAGCGGGUUUCCAGAGGUUGGACGGGGUGGAAGUUUCUAGCUACGUCGGGCGCGUCUGGAUGAACUCAAUUGGGGCAAUCGUCCCCGCUGUCGUCGCGCAGUGGGAACAGUACUGGGCCUACGCCGCCUUAAGGGGACACACCAUCAGAGAAGUGACGACGUUUGAGGUGGCCGUUCUUGAUAACUCUUCAUCGGCAUCGGUUCAGUGGGUCCCGUCUGCCGGAGGUGUGCCGGAGGGAGCAGUACGGGUGGGAGUAACAUCCGACAACGAGUAUCUGUUCUCGUGCAGAGUGCUCGACCUCGACCUUUCCGACCCGAAUCCGAACGUCGGUCAAAAGAGGAUGAUGACACCAGGAGCGCUGGCCGGCGGAAAAUGUUACAUCGAGUUUUGGGGUAACAGUCUAGAAUACCCGACGUAUGAAGUCCUUGUCAUCAAGGACUAGUAUGGUGACAAAGUCUAUCUGAACUACUGUACACUGUUAGAAAAAAAUUGUGAUUUUACAACACUUUUACCAUACACAGAGAUCCGAAAAUCACAAUACUUUUCUGGGAACCAAAAUCCCAACACUCCUUCGUACUUUCCCAGAAUAUCUACGUGUUUUUCUUUUCCAACAUUCCUUUGUAACCACUCUACAAAGAGCCUUCGUUUUACUCCAUUGAAUCUACGGAAUUAAGAAACUCCAACAUGUCUCCGUUAAAUUCUAGAAAAAUUAGUAAUUUUCAAUGGGUCGGUUUAAUUCACAUCUAUACCAAAUACAGUAGGCUAUUAUUUCUUACAUCUGCAUCCCAGUUGACAAAACUGUUUCAACAUCACACUAUUCAGUUUAAAGAUGUGAAGAAAACGAUACUUUGUUGGGAAUUUGGAAAUGUUCUCUGGAAAUUUGAAACCAACGGUUUGUUGUAAAUUCACAAAGUUUCUUUGUAGCCUAUAGUUUACGAAUAAAUUUCGUUAUAUCCUUAAA